AUGCCGUUUGGCAAGAAGGAAUGGUACAAAACCGACAGAUUCAAGGGCACCAUUCCUGAUAUCUUUCGUCACCCUGCUGUCACUUCAUCGACAACUCCCACUAGAGCAGUUUCCGAUCCCGGAAUCAGAAUCAAACUGAACGGCAUCGACUUUGAUAUCCCAGAAAACGGUACGCCUGGAGGAAUAACGCCACCAAAGAUGCAGCAGCCAGCAGACCAUGGUCGAUAUCCAAAUGCUGCCAACCAGCAACCAGUAGCCAUGGAUCCGGUCAUAGCGGCAGAUAAAUCACAAUGUGGUGGUUCUGCAGAUACAUCAUCAAUAGUUGCUACGGAUGUUCCCUUCCACAUGAUCAAAACUGGCGACAAGGACACCACGUGUACAGGCACGUCGACUGAAACCACCACCAAAGGUCAAGCAUCCAACGGUCCCAGCAUCUCCCAAGUUCGAACUAUGGAAUCUAAUGCCAAUAUGAAGCCUGCAGCCGUCACCGUAGAGGAUGACGGCACGGCUACCGUUAUUGGAGAUCUACCCAUACGCGGCAUCACGCGCAAUGAUACCCAGGAUCAUACGGAACCUGAACCAGAGACAUGUGCUAAUCAGGAAGACCCUGGAGGAGAUCAAGUCGCUGACCCACCAAAGAAAAAGAAGAAUCGGAACCGAAAGUCUACCUCACAAAGAGGUCCCACAGCUCUGAACAAGAUUCGGGGCACUGGCUUUGAGGAUGGAUUUGCUGAUCCACCCAUGACCAUAGAAGAGUUUGAGGAAGAGAAACGAAUAUACGAUCCUGAGAGUCCCUUUGUCGACGCUGCCAGCCGCAUCGAGGAAUGUAUCCAACGUUAUCGAGGUCGGCGACGACUGGAUCCCAUCCGUGACCUUAUGUUCAGUCGUUACCUCAACAUGGGCGGCAUCGAUACCUCUCAACGUCAGUUUACAGGGGCCAAUGCAAUGUCCAAGGAUGACCUGGCUGGUUUGAGCAAGGCGGAGAAGCGCAUGGCCGCCGCAAACGACGUCAUUAACCGCAGGGGAGAUGAUGCUCGCUGGUUCACACCUGGCGACGAGGGCUGGACAGUCGACUUUGCCGGUGUGGUGGCUGCCUACCUGUAUGCACGCAUUAUCUCCCAUAACCAAACCACCAUCCUUUCGAUGGCCGUGACACUGGCUAACCACGAACUAAACUCAAACAGCUCUACCCGCCUUCCCUUUGACGUGGCUGGAGAACAAGAUAUGAUGGCGCUCGGCGUCGACACCAUCCUCAACUUCAUCAACUACGUCAUCAAGCACGACGUCUGCCCCGAGUAUGAAGCCGACCUCGCCUGUGCCCGCGCCGUCUGUAAGCUGGCCAAGAUCGAGUUCCCUCUGAUCAACAGGGCCCUCGCUUCCGGCAUGGGCCAAUUCAACUAUGCCUGCCGCACCAUAUUCAACCUGCCCGACGAGACCGAUUGCUUUGUCGACCGCAUGUCCGUCGACCCGGCAAGGAACCGCUCCGUUCGCCCCAUCCUGGUCUUCACCAGCACCCUGACCCUCCUGGCCGACAUAUACCCAGAUGCCAGGGCCGUCGACCUCCAAAACCUCCGCGAGCAGGACCCCACGCUGGGCAAGAUGGCCGCUGUUGUUUCCUCAAAGUUCCGGACGGACUACUACGAAGUGGUUGAGGCGCGCGAGCCCAACGAGUCGGUCGCCCGCCUCUUCCGGGCCCUGCAUAGCGGCGACAAGGUCACAGGACAUUACAAGCCGGCGGGCGUGUUGGUUGUCAGGCGCUGCAUAGUCGAGGAUGGGUUCGCCAACACGGCCAAGCUGCACACGACGCCGCCGACGCGGAGAAAGGGUGAGGCCGAGACCUUUGUCGUCGACCGCGACCUUCUGCGCUGCCUGCUACCGGGAAUGAAGCUGCACCUCGAGACGGCUAGGAUCACGCACCCAGACUUUGGGCUGACGUUCAUCAAGAACCUGCUCGAUGUCCAGCCCAGCUUCCACCUGUUCCUGCCUCAGAUGCUCAUGCUAGACUACAAGAUGCCGAGGGACAAUCUGCGUGACGCGCCGAGCGUUGACAAUCCCGACGCACAGGGCGGUGAUGACGGUGAUGUGGAGGACUGA
Messenger RNA from Pyricularia pennisetigena, 2094 nucleotides. RefSeq lists its product as uncharacterized. The transcript has 4 exons. Bases 1 to 2094 code for a protein of 697 amino acids. Gene Ontology annotation, biological process: regulatory ncRNA-mediated gene silencing. The record is from RefSeq and is a predicted model, not a curated record. Gene Ontology annotation, cellular component: ARC complex. Lineage: Eukaryota; Fungi; Ascomycota; Sordariomycetes; Magnaporthales; Pyriculariaceae.